AUGAAGACCGAGAAAGCCAAAAGCAGACUUUUUUACAGCGUUUUGACCUGUUUACUCGUGUUGGGAUGGUUUACGGUGACGUCGUAUUUACAGAAAUUGAAACCCGGGCUUUCGGUGUUCGAGAGUACACGUCGUUUUAGCGAGCGGGUUAGAAACCGGAGAAAAUCGUCGCAGCAACUAUAUGAACAACUAAGCGAUUCUGACGACACUUACUACGAUGAAGUGCACUGGUGUGUCGGUACGAGCUAUUUCUCCGAAAAUACAUUUUCGCGACAACCCUAUGUCAGCAAUGGGUACAUUGGGAGCCGGAUACCGAACGUGGGGCUAGGUUACGCCUUAGACACGCUAAACAUUUGGACAGCGAACAGUAGUGUUCCCGGUGCUCUCGACAAUGGGUGGCCCCUUCGGAAUCAACGGUUUGCAGGUGCGUUUGUCUCAGAUUUUUAUUGCCUGGAGCCAAAACUUAACUCGACUAAUUUCCCCGAAUUGGACGACGACGGAUAUUCGACAGUUUUGUCCGCCAUUCCGCAGUGGACAGAUUUGCAAUUUUCUGUGCGGAACGGGAGCCUCAAGUUCUCUGCCCAAGAUGUGCGGCUCGAAGAUGUGACGAACUACCAUCAAAACUUGUCAAUGCAAACGGGUGUUGUUUCCACUGAACUCGAUUGGCUUGGCUUUUUACACGUGAAAAGCUCUGUUUUGGCGCAUAGAAGUAAGCAUUCGCUUGGAAUCGUCACCUUGGAGUUGAACGUGAACCCAGGCUGGGACGUAGACGAAGUUGAUCUGGAACUAUGUGAUUGUUUAAACUAUACAACCGCCAGGAGAGUCGCGUUGCAAGAUAUUGGACACGAUUCAGGGGGCAUUUACAUGACUGUGAACCCAGACAACGUACCGUAUUCCUCGGCGUCUAUUUACUCCUCGUUUGAAUUGCUUUACGAUGGGGAACGCAGUGGAAAAUCCGAGUUUCGUUUUGAUGACAAUCGCACUACUAUUUCUCAAUGUGUGAGUGUCAAACUGGAAGCCGAUGGCCCGAUUCUUAAGGCUAAUAAGUUCACGGGUAUAAUGUCCACCGAGUAUGGCGACGGACGCCGUGAUCAAACCAAUUUGGAGUUCGCAAGGUCAGUAGUAAAAGAAAGUUUAGGCAGCUGCCACAAGCUGACUGAAAGUAAUAGAGCUGCGUGGGAAGCUUUAUACAGUGAUGCACAUAUUGAAAUUCCUUCUGAUAGCUUAUUGGAACUUGCGGCCAGAUCCUCAUUAUAUCAUCUGCUUGCCAAUACGAGAAGGUUCAAUGUGUCUGCUGAAAGGGGGCUUCCAAUGCCCGUCUCUGGCUUGAGCUCCGACUCAUAUGGUGGUAUGGUAUUCUGGGACGCUGAUAUUUGGAUGAUGCCCUCACUUUUGCCCUUUUUUCCGGAGAUCGCACGGCAUAUUGUAAAUUACCGUAAUGGCACGCACCAGCAGGCCGUCCUGAACGCCCAAAAAUAUGAUUAUUCUGGAGCUCUCUAUCCUUGGACUUCGGGGAGGUUUGCCAAUUGUACCUCCACAGGACCCUGUGUCGACUAUGAGUACCACGUCAAUUUUGAUAUAGCAAUGGCGUCUUUCCUAAUGUAUUUGAAUGGCGAAGGAGAAGACUAUCUUCGUUACACCACAUGGCCUCUCGUCAGGGAUGCAGCCAAGUUUUUUGCCGAAUAUGUCCAGAUUAACCAUACCACGGGUCAAUACGAGACGUUCAAUUUAACUGAUCCAGAUGAGUACGCCAAUUUCGUCAACAAUGGUGCAUUCACGAAUGCUGGUAUCAAGACGUUAAUGAAGUGGGCCACAGACAUAGGCUAUCAUCUGGGCAAUGAAGUGGAUCCGAAGUGGAAUCACAUUUCUAAAAACAUUUAUAUUCCCAUGGCAGAGUCUAAUAUUACACUGGAGUACAGUGGGAUGAACGCGUCUGUUGAAAUCAAGCAAGCGGAUGUGGUGCUUAUGACUUAUCCCUUGGGGUAUAUAACGGAUGAAACGAUUUUGAAAAACGCGAUAAGAAAUUUGUACUACUACUCUGAGCGACAGUCGGCUUCCGGUCCAGCCAUGACCUACCCCGUGUUUGUCGCUGCCUCUUCACUUCUCAAUCAUGGAUGUUCGUCACAGAGCUACUUGUACAAAUCUGUUCUGCCGUACUUGAGAGCACCUUUUAUGCAAUUCAGCGAACAGUCGGAUGAUGAUUUUUUGACAAACGGUUUAACCCAACCCUCGUUUCCAUUUUUAACUGGGAACGCUGGUUUCUUGCAAGGCAUUUUAUUUGGCCUAACGGGAUUGAGGUACUCUUACGAAGUGGAUCCCGCCUCGAAAACUAUCAACCGAUUUUUGAAGUUCAUCCCCAUGAAACUUCCAUUACUUCCUGGCGGCAUUGCAAUUCGAAAUUUCAAAUACAUGGGACAGGUGUUGGAUGUCAUUAUCGAUGAUAAAAAUGCCACCCUCAUUCACAAGCAGGGAGAUCUGGCUGUAACGUUGAAGACUUUUAAUAGAAGUUUCAAUACGGAUCGGCAACUCGGCGCUCACCAUAUGUGGACAGAACUUUUAGCGAAAAACGAGUCCCUACCGGCUACGUUCUAUACUCUAAAUCCUAGAGAAACGCUGUCACUCCCAUUGUUCGAACCCCUCCUUAAUAUUGACAACAAUUUAGCCGAGGGCAAGCAAAUCACCAAUUUCACUGCUGGGGUCCCAGGAGAUGUUGUCUAUUCUGCAGUCGAUGGCAACAACUACACUCACUGGCAGCCUUUAAAUAAGGACAUGCGUGCAAAGUUACUCAUUGACCUUGGGCCUGACAAUGACAAGCCGCUUACGCGAGGCAUGAUUCUUUGGGGCAAAAGGCCAGCGAGAAAUGUUUCCGUCUCGGUUUUGCCGUCUCACGGGAAAUACGUCAAGGGGAUCAAAAUAAAGAAACGAGAGGAGGACGAAACUGGUUUCUGUCCGUUGACGAUUUUGCGCGGCAGAUGUAAUGUCGCCAGCGCCAUUGCCCUGCCGGAAGACAGUCACAUAUUCGAUACUGAAUUAAGGGAUAUGCUGAAUUCAGAGAGACUGGAUCUUGAACAACUCACGAGGCUUUCGCCAAAUUAUUCUGUUUUCACGGACAGGUUUGUUACCAUUUUAGAAGAUUUCCAAGUGUUUCCCUCGGAGCCAUAUUACGAAACGCUACAACGAAACAAAUCCAUAGUCAUUUUGCCCAGUAACAAAACCGAAUUUGUAUUCGACUAUGAAGAACUCUGUAUGCGGGCUUGCAACGAUACUCAUGUGUGCGCUGAAAACGCCAUCACUGGCUUACCUCCGCCUCGGUUUGUUCUUCUCAGCGUAGAAGGUACCUACGAUGAUGAUAAAGAUCCCAAGGGCGCUACAAUCGAAGAGAUUGCUUUCUUGUCCGAUUGA
Messenger RNA from Lachancea mirantina, 3402 nucleotides. Lineage: Eukaryota; Fungi; Ascomycota; Saccharomycetes; Saccharomycetales; Saccharomycetaceae. The record is from the annotation of a GenBank genome assembly.